GCCAUCACCACCCUCGCGCAAUUUCCCUUUUUCGCGUCUUCCCUAUCGCGACUUAUCGGUGCCCCCAAAAAGUACGGGGUUUUGCUCUACACGGUUUUGCUCAAUUGGCAUUCGAACUCUUGGUGCUUGGAAUCCCAAUUUUGAUUGCUUGUCAAUUUCAAAGCCUCUGAGAGUGACGGUUUGCUAUAUUGCAGCAGUGCCUGCCCACAGGCAGGCUUUACUCGGGAAUUGAGAGACACUCAAAUUAUCCUGGUAGGAAGCCGUUCGACUUGAAAAAAAGCAAUCAUGUCUUUGCGGCCGGUCCAGAGACUAGCCAGCAUCAAAAAUCCUCCGCCGAGGCGUCCACAGCCUAAGUCGCAUUCUCGGACCUGUCCGAACCCGUCAUGUCCCGAUCCGCAGCUCGAAGACAUUGACGACAAACGCGUCUGCACGACUUGCGGUACUGUCGUCAGUGAUUCCAACAUUGUGUCCGAAGUCACUUUUGGAGAGACCUCUGCUGGUGCAGCGGUCGUCCAGGGUAGCUAUGUGGGUGCCGAUCAGAGUCAUGCAAGGAGCAUGGGUGGAGGGUUUCGUAGAGCUGGAGGGCUCGAUAGCAGAGAAAUUACAGAGGCAAACGGGAGAAGAGAAAUCUUUAAUAUAUCAUCUGCCUUGCUCGUCCCGCAAUCAACACAGGAUCAGGCUUUCCAAGUAUUCAAACUUGCUGCCGGCCAAAAUUUCAUCCAGGGUCGAAAUACAAGACAGGUAGCCGCCAUUUGCAUCUACGUUGCCUGCAGAAGGCAACGACCAAAUAAUUACAUGUUGAUGGAUUUCGCAGACGUUCUAAGUAUAAAUGUCUUUCGACUCGGUCAGAUAUACAAGGCGUUGCUCAAGGAUCUGGAAUACAAUCAAAUCGAUGUCCCGGCCGUGGAGCCCGAGGACCUGAUUUACCGAUUCGCACGUAAACUCGAAUUCGGGACCAUGACUAUGAAAGUAGCACAGGAUGCUGUUCGGAUCGUUCAACGAAUGAACCGCGACUGGAUGGUCACUGGUCGUCGGCCCGCCGGUAUUUGUGGCGCAUGCCUUAUUCUCGCUGCCCGUAUGAACAACUUUCGCCGAACAGUACGAGAAGUGGUCUACGUCGUAAAAGUCACAGACGUGACCAUCAACAAACGUCUAGACGAGUUCAAAAUGACAGGAAGCGGUAAUCUUACUGUUGAACAAUUCAAAACAAUCGAUCUCGAACGUGCACAUGAUCCUCCAUCCUUCUACGAGAACCGCGAUGGCAAGCAGAAGAAAGGCAAGCGGAAGCGACAUGAUGAUGAAGACGACCGCGGACGCGAGCAGACCACUGCCGGUGCCACCUCGCGGCGCGGGUCGACCGUCGCACCAAACAUUGAAAGGCCUGUCCGUCGAGACGCAGAUGGCUUCGCUAUUCCCGAAAUCCCUAUCGACCCCAACCUCCUCGCUGCCACUGCCGACGCCCUGUCUCAACUUGCCUCCGAUCAACAAUUACCAACCCCUGAAUCAUCGGCUCGAACAGAAAAAGAAAACAACGAGGAGAACGCAGAGGAAGAUGGUGACGGCGAAGGCGAAGAACCAGCGCGCAAAAAGCGCGGUCGCCCACGAGCCUCUUCGCCGCGUGCCAAACCACCUCCGCUCACCGCCGAGGACAUUGCGGCCGAAGAAGAAAUCGAGUCUGAAAUUUCUCACCUCCUCAACGAUCCCACAACGCAAGAGCAUGCCGCCGCGUACUCUGCGUCUCUGAACCGCGCCGCCACUCUCGUCGCCGCUCAAAAGAAGUCCUCUUCGUCCGAAACUGCCGUCUCUUCCAGCGAAGUCAUCCCCGAAGAGGAAUUCGCAGAUGAUCCCGAAGUCGCUAAUUGUCUCCUCUCCCCCGUCGAAAUCGCCAUCAAGGAGCGCAUCUGGGUCCACGAAAACCGAGACUAUCUCCGCCAACAACAGGCCAAAAUGCUCCGCCGCCAGCGCGAAGAAGCCGAAGGCGGCGGCAAGAAAGUUGUCCGCCGACGCAAACGCAAGGGCCGGAUGGGCGACAUGUCUCGUCGCGAGAGUAUCGCUAGUACCCCCGUCGAGGCCAUGAAGAAUAUGCUCAUGAAACGCGCCCCGAGUAAGAAGAUUAACUAUUCUGUCCUCGAGGGGUUAUAUGGCGAGAAGACCACUUCGAGUGGUGCCCCCAGUGAAGAUGGCGCCGAGAGUACUCGCGCAAGUCCCGCCACUGCCGCCGCUGCUACAUUGGUUGGAUCGAAACCUCCCUCCGCCACCCCGCCUUUUAAUGCCGUCUUCCCUCCCCCUCCGACGACGACUGCAGAAGAACCCGAGGACGAAGGCGAAGGUGAGGGCGAAGAUGAGGAUAUUGAAGAUGCAGUGGACGAGUUCAAUCAGGAAGCUAUUGGCGAUGCAUUGGAGGAUUAUGACGACGAGUAUGGCGGUGAAGAGUACUGAUUGGACCUUUUAUCCCGCCACUGCCAUUGGUCACAUAUUCAUCUUUUUUUUCUUUUCCCUUUUCUUGUUUCUUUCUUCAUUUCCGAUGAUCAUAGAACAAAAGGCGUUAUCGACACAUGGCGCGGAUAUUUGGUCCUUUGUUUGUCCUUUUAUCUUGUCUUUAUCCUGUUAUUUCUUCUUCUUUCUUUUUUUUUCCGGUUCCGUCGAACCUCAUCUCACGCGCCCCUCGGAGUUGAAAGGUCAAAAGGCUGAAUUUGGAGGCUAAAGGUUGGGAGUUCUUCCAAAAUAAUGGAAUGUCAGGCG
This is a messenger RNA of Xylona heveae TC161, 2742 nucleotides long. RefSeq lists its product as hypothetical. The transcript is spliced from 3 exons. Gene Ontology annotation, biological process: transcription preinitiation complex assembly; DNA-templated transcription initiation; transcription by RNA polymerase III. The record is from RefSeq and is a predicted model, not a curated record. Bases 286 to 2439 code for a protein of 717 amino acids. NCBI's taxonomy places the organism in Eukaryota, Fungi, Ascomycota, Xylonomycetes, Xylonales, Xylonaceae. Gene Ontology annotation, cellular component: transcription preinitiation complex; transcription factor TFIIIB complex; nucleus. Gene Ontology annotation, molecular function: TBP-class protein binding; RNA polymerase III general transcription initiation factor activity; RNA polymerase III type 3 promoter sequence-specific DNA binding.